Messenger RNA from Miscanthus lutarioriparius, 255 nucleotides. NCBI's taxonomy places the organism in Eukaryota, Viridiplantae, Streptophyta, Magnoliopsida, Poales, Poaceae. The record is from the annotation of a GenBank genome assembly.
AUGGGGAUCCAGCAGGAGCAGGUGGCCGUGGGGGUGAAUAAGCGUCGUCGUCCAUCGCGCGAGCAUGAUGAGGACCAUCACCAAGGCGCCAACGAUAAUCAUCAUCAGAAGAAGGUCCACCGGACAACGAUGCUCCUCAUGGAGUACAUCGCCGAGGACGUCGCCAGGUCCAACGAGGACAUGGCCUGUAGCGACAAGCUCCUCGACGACUUCGAGGCCAGGAUCGGCUCCUUCGACCAUGGUACUGAUCAUUAG